CAUUCCUGUUGCACUUUCUUGUGCAAUGCGUUUUACUUUCUUUUAUAUGGUAGUUUUCCAUGAUAACUCGAUCAUUUUACCGUUACUGUGACACGGAUUCUAACUACAUAAAAGAGGCAUUGCAAACAUGGCGGUGAGAGCGAAAUUUGAAAACAGUAACGAAGUUGGGGUUUUCGCCAAGUUGACGAAUGCAUAUUGCCUCGUGGGAAUCGGUGCCUCGGAGAACUUCUAUAGUGUUUUUGAAGGUGAACUCUCAGAUGUAAUUCCUGUAAUUCGAACAUCAGUUGCAGGUGUAAGGAUUGUUGGGAGACUAUGUGUUGGUAAUAGAAAUGGUCUUCUUGUUCCAAAUACAACAACAGAUCAGGAACUUCAGCACAUUCGAAAUGCCUUGCCUGAUUCAGUGAAGAUACAGAGAGUGGAGGAGAGACUUUCAGCACUAGGAAAUGUAAUUGUUUGUAAUGACUAUGUUGCCCUUGUACACCCUGACUUAGACAGGGAGACUGAGGAAAUUUUAGCAGAUACUCUGAAGGUGGAGGUGUUUCGUCAAACUGUGGCAGGGAAUGUUUUAGUUGGAAGCUACUGUGCUCUUAGUAAUAAUGGUGGGCUAGUUCAUCCUAGAACACCUGUUGAAGAUCAAGAUGAGUUGUCAUCACUGUUGCAAGUCCCUCUGGUGGCUGGGACAGUCAACAGAGGAAGUGAUGUUGUUGGAGCAGGAAUGGUUGUAAAUGACUGGGUAUCAUUUUGUGGACUGGACACUACAAGUACUGAACUGUCUGUGAUAGAAAGUGUGUUCAAAUUAGGAGAUGCUCAACCUUCAGCUAUUACCAGCAGUAUGAGAGCAUCGCUGUUUGAGAGCAUGACAUAAGUUGAAGGAAAAUUGAAGCAUAUUGAAGCACAUCAUAUUUGUACAAUCAACUUCUUAUCUGGAUAUGUUCAGGAUAAGUUCCUAUUGAAUGACUCAAAUAAGUUUCCAACCUCUUGAAGAUCUGCAUCAAGGAAGUGGUUCCUGAAGAGAUGUCUUGAUCACCUGAGGAUUUUAUGUACCGAUCCCCCCCCUCUACCCUAUAAAGGUCUCUCCCCUAGUAAGCUCUCACAAGAAAGUAAACUCUGGCUCAGUGGCUGGAGCAACAAAAGGAAAGGAGUACCAGAUAAGUCUUCUCCCUGAUCAAGUAAUAACAUAAUGCCAACUAUGAGGGAAUUGACUGUAUAAAUGGUGUAAUUAUCAUAUCAAAUGUGCCAAUCAUGGAGAAUGAAAUGACUCGUAUCCUACCUAUAUCAGUGGUUAAUUGCAUAUCAGCCGUAUGUCUUGUCCUGUACAGAUAUUUUUCAAACAACUGAGAAGGCGUCAGUGUAAUAAAAACAUGGUUGUAAUCGCGCCAUAUUUUUUGUCCAACAAGUAGCUUUGUGGCUCACUUUGUAGUAAAUUUAUGGUAAAGUGCCAAGGAAGUCUCUAACCUAUUCCUGUGUUUAAUUCUCCUUUGACAAGCUUUUUCUGAGCCCAAUAAACAAAUAUUUCUUUUAUCAAGUGCA
Molecule: messenger RNA, 1530 nt
Organism: Stylophora pistillata
Lineage: Eukaryota; Metazoa; Cnidaria; Anthozoa; Scleractinia; Pocilloporidae
Product: eukaryotic translation initiation factor 6
Biological process (GO): cytosolic ribosome assembly
Molecular function (GO): ribosome binding
Source: RefSeq, a predicted model, not a curated record